Phalaenopsis equestris is the source of this 998-nucleotide messenger RNA. Its product is annotated as putative quinone-oxidoreductase homolog, chloroplastic. Gene Ontology annotation, molecular function: oxidoreductase activity. NCBI's taxonomy places the organism in Eukaryota, Viridiplantae, Streptophyta, Magnoliopsida, Asparagales, Orchidaceae. The record is from RefSeq and is a predicted model, not a curated record.
UCCAAUUCCAUUGCCAAAGAAGAAUGAGGUGUUGUUAAAGAUUGAUGCUGCAGCUAUCAACCCAUUUGAUUGGAAAGUUCAGAAGGGAGCUAUGCGACCAUUUUUACCACCUAAAUUUCCAUUCACGCCAGUGGAAGAUGUGGCCGGCGAAGUGGUCGACGUCGGCCCUGAAGUAAAAUCCUUAAAGCAGGGUGACAAGGUUGUCUCCCUCCUAAGCACUGGAGGAGGGCUAGCUGAGUAUGCCGUCGCAUCUGCAAACCUAACCACCACCAUCCCUCCGACCAUUCCUCCACCCGAAGCUGCCGGCCUUCCCGCCGCCUCCCUCACCGCCCUCCAAGCUCUCCGCUCCGCCGGCUGCUUCGAUCUUCAGCGCCCCCCAAAUCAACAACCCAAAAACAUCUUGAUCACCGCCGCAUCCGGUGGCGUCGGCCAUUUCGCCACUCAGCUGGCUAAGCUCGCCAACCUCCAUGUCACCGCCACUUGUGGAGCUCGCAACAUGGAGCUUGUCAGGAGCCUCGGAGCCGACGAGGUGCUGGACUACAAGACCCCGGAGGGCGCCAGUCUAAAGAGCCCGUCGGAGAAGAAGUACGAUGCUGUGAUCCACUGCGCGACGGGGAUUUCGUGGUCGGAGUUCAAGCCGAACCUGGCGGAGGGAGGGAAGGUGAUAGAUAUAACGCCGACGGUGAAGGUGAUGCUAACUUGGGUGCUCCAUAGACUGACCUUCUGUAAGAAGCAGCUGGUGCCGCUGCUGCUUUCGCCGGAGGGGAAGGAUCUGGAGUUCAUUGUUGGGUUGGUGAAGGAGGGGAAGCUGAGGACGGUGGUCGACUCGCGAUACCCGCUGGAGAAGGCGGAGGAGGCUUGGGGGAAGAGCAUGGCUGGGCAUGCCACCGGGAAGAUUAUAGUUGAGAUGUAGUGGAGUUGAUUGUUCUUGCAAAUAAUAUCGAUGUUGCAUUUGUGAAACGUUGCUGAAUUUGAAAGUGGAUGGAAGUAAAGAAUCA